Gastrolobium bilobum is the source of this 1768-nucleotide messenger RNA. RefSeq names its product glutamate--cysteine ligase, chloroplastic-like. The coding region runs from base 1 to 1533 and encodes 510 amino acids. Lineage: Eukaryota; Viridiplantae; Streptophyta; Magnoliopsida; Fabales; Fabaceae. The record is from RefSeq and is a predicted model, not a curated record. The transcript has 15 exons. Gene Ontology annotation, biological process: glutathione biosynthetic process; modified amino acid biosynthetic process. Gene Ontology annotation, molecular function: glutamate-cysteine ligase activity.
AUGGGACUCCUUUACCUGAAAUCGACGUCAAGACCUGUGGUUUGGGGGAAGGUAGAGUCAACCCGAAGGGAAGAUAUAUGUUUUAACUUGUCUUCCCUGUGCAGUAGUUCCACACAUAAUCAGUUUUUGCACGAAGACAGAGCAGGACUAAGAUGCAGACGAGGGCAAAGAGUUAUUGUUGCUACUGGUCCCGCCAUUGAUCAGGCUACUGUUUUGGCCACAGAGCCAUUGACAAAAGACGAUCUAAUUGACUACUUCCUAUCUGGUUGUAAGCCCAAAGAAAAGUGGAGAAUAGGUACAGAACAUGAGAAGUUUGGUUUUGAGUUUGAAACUUUACGUCCAAUUAAAUACAAACAAAUAUCAGCUUUACUCAAUGGCAUUGCUGCGAGGUUUGAUUUGGAUAAAAUAAUGGAAGGUGACAACAUCAUAGGACUCAAAAAGGGCAAGCAAAGCAUAUCAUUAGAGCCUGGUGGUCAACUUGAGCUUAGUGGUACUCCUUUGAAAACAUUGUAUCAAACUUGUGAUGAGAUUAAUUCACACCUCUAUCAGGCUAAAACUGUUGCAGAGGAAAUGGGAAUUGGAUUUUUGGGGUUAGGUUUUCAGCCUAAAUGGAGACUGGAGGACAUACGUCGAAUGCCUAAGGUACGAUAUAACAUUAUGCAAAAUUACUUCCAUAAAUUUGGCUUACCUGGAAUUGACUCAUUGUUAAGGACGUGCUCUAUUCAGGUCAACCUGGACUACAGUUCUGAAGCAGACAUGAUCAAGAAAAUGCGUGCCAGUCUUGCUCUGCAGCCUUUGGCAACAGCCUUAUUUGCAAAUUCACCUUUCAAGGAGGGAGUUCCAAGUGGUUACCUCAGUAUAAGAAGCCAUAAGGUGGAUAAGGUUGACAAACGUCGCACUGGCAUGAUCCCUUUUGUUUUUUAUGACACUUUUGGGUUUGAGCAAUAUGUUGAUUAUGCUCUUGAUGUGCCGAUGAUGUUCAUUUAUCGACAAAAUAAAUAUAUUGACUGCGGUGGCAUGUCAUUCCGGGACUUCAUGGCAGGGGAACUCUCUGCCAUUCCAGGUCAGGUGCCAGCACUCAAUGACUGGGAAAAUCAUCUGACAACCAUAUUUCCUGAGGUCAGGCUAAAGAGAUACAUGGAAAUGAGGGGUGCUGACGGGGGCCCUUUGGACAUGUUAUGUGCUCUUCCGGCUUUUUGGGUAGGUCUAUUAUACGACGAGGUUUCACUACAUAAUGUCCUAGAUAUGAUCGAUGAUUGGACCCCCGAAGACAGACAGAAUUUAAGGAAUAUGGUUCCUGUUACUGGUUUAAGGACUCCGUUUCAAGGUAGACAGAUGCGGCAUGUUGCCGAAGAUGUGUUGAAGUGGGCAAAGGAUGGCUUGGACAGAAGAGGCUUAAAUGAAUCCGUUUUUCUGGAUCCAUUGAAGGAAGUGGUUAGAACAGGUUUGACCCCAGCUGACAAGCUUUUGGGGAUGUAUAAUGACAAGUGGGGAAACAACAUAGAUCCUGUGUUCAGAGAGUGCUGCUACUAAGCUGAAUUAUAUUCGCUUUAUGCUUGUGCUUACGAAGAAGAGGAAUGUAGACUGAGAAUGAUGCAAAUAAUGACUUGCGUGCAACGUUAUAAGAUGUUGACAAGAUAGCUUAUAGUGCUUAAUAUGUGUCUGUUUAUCUGUAAAGGAAUGUACAAUGUAUAUAACAUAUAGCAACUGAUAUGUGUCUCAGGUUUGACUAAAAUGAUAUGUUCAGUUGCAUGUAAUUAUUGCCAGC